Messenger RNA from Mauremys reevesii (Reeves's turtle), 2141 nucleotides. Its product is annotated as P43 5S RNA-binding protein-like. The transcript has 9 exons. The coding region runs from base 359 to 1429 and encodes 356 amino acids. Lineage: Eukaryota; Metazoa; Chordata; Testudines; Geoemydidae. Gene Ontology annotation, cellular component: nucleus. The record is from RefSeq and is a predicted model, not a curated record.
GAGCCCAGCUCGACUCCCAAGAGCUCAAGCAGAGAUCCCCAAAGGUAUUUAGGUGCCUAAUUCCCAUUGAAAUCCAUAGGAGUCAGGCACCUAAAUACCUCUGAGGAUCAGGGCCUUACAAUCCAGCUGGAUAACAGAUAGGAAGAGAAACAGCAGGAGAGGGAUUUACCCGACACCUGCAGGGCUUGUCAUGCCAGUAGCUCGGAGCCCUGUACAAAGGAAGUCAGUAUCGGUUUAUAGGGAGAGAAACUGAGGCACAGAGUGGGGAAGGCACAGUCACCAGCAGGCCAGUGGCAAAGCUAAUGGGUCGUCUCGAUGAUCACGUCAAAAGUUUUUUUUCUCCUGCUGAUGACAGCUCAUGACGGCUCCGCUGAGUGACCAGGACGGCCGUGGCAAGGGAUUCCGCCGCAGAAGCUCCCUGCAGACGCCCAAGCUGCAGCAGGGUGAUGCCAGGCUGAACAGCUGCUUGGAUGCGGACUGCAAAUCUGCCUUGGUGCCCAAGAACCAUCUGCCAAAGCACUGCAGGGCCCAGCAUGGUGCAGAGAAGUCCUUCCAGUGCAGCUACCAAGGCUGUGAAAGCACCUUCAGGAAAAAGAAGGCCCUCCGGGCCCAUUGGACCGAGCACACCACAGUGCUGCCGUUUGUGUGCCAGGAGCCCGGCUGCACCAUGAAGUUUGCCAGCGCUGCCAAGAGGAAAGCUCACCAGAGGAAACAUGCUGGAUACCUGUGCCCCAAGCAGGACUGCGGGACUGUCUCCUCCACCUGGACGGAGCGUCAGAAACACCUGCAGCAGCAUCCUGGUAAGGCAGUGGAGUACAAGUGCCAGCUGUGUCCGAAGAGCUUUAAGAAGCCGGGCGGCCUGCGGCGGCACAAGUCCUUCCACAGCCAGCAGAAGCGGGCACUGACGAAGCCAACGUGGGCGUGCCCCAAAGCUGACUGCCAGGCCUCUUUCACCACCAUCUUCAACCUGGAGAGCCACAUCCGGAAGGUGCAUCUGCAGCUGCUGAAAUAUCGUUGCUACUUCACUGGCUGCGAGAAGGCCUUUGCCAUGCGGGAGAGUCUAAUCCGGCACCUGACAGUCCAUGACCCCACAAAGAAGAAAAUGAAGCCCCAGCGCUGCCGGCCCAGCAGGAAGAACCAGCAGCGGCUGGGCGCCCGGCGGCGGGUGCUAGUGGAGGAGAACCUGAGCCGGCUCUUCAGCCAGAAGCUCUACGUGCGGCUCAAGCGCAGCCGGUCAGGCUUCCCGGCGAGGGAGGACGGCCCCGGGCGCCUGGGCCACAUGCUGCUCCUGCGGGUCAAGGCCAAGCUGGAGAGCGACCUGUCGGGGCUCUUCAACGAGCGCCCCGGCCGCCAUGCUGUGGAGCCCGAGGUGAACCUCAGCGCCCUCUUCCAGCUGCCCCCGGCCACCGGGCCACAGGGGGCGGCUUAGAGCCAACAUCCCACCUGGCCCGGCACUGAGCAGGGGGCCUGGAGCUCACAGGCUGGGCCAUACGCAGCUUUUGGCUGGUAUUUGCUUUAGCUCUUAAUCCCCUCCUGGAAUGGGUGGAGGGGGAAGCUCCCUGGGGCAGGAAGGAACUGGCCCAGCCGGGCAAACAAACCUCCCCUUUAUGUUGAGUUUUUCCCCCUGGUAGAGGGUCUCUUGAGUUUAAGCAGGGGGCAGGGCUGUCCCCAACCCCAGUGAGUGUGUGGGGUUCUUCCUGCGAGGACGGGCUGGGUUUGGGGGGUGCCUGGCCUGUGCCCACCUGCAGGUGUGACGGGUGGGCCAAGCGCUUCCAGCUGGUGCUGCUGUGGGCAAUAAACGCUUGCUGGAAAGCUGAGCCCUUGUCUCCUCUGGUCUUUCCUCCUCUUACCCCCCCAGGGCCUGGUGGGGUGGCACCAGGUGCUAACCACACCCCCAGCUGUGUUCCUAGGGCUGGGGGGUUGCCUUGGGCUCUUCCUGGGCAGUGUUACCAGGAGCUGCUAUGGAUAGAGCCAGCCCCAAACCCUGGGGAGGGGGGUGGUCGUGGAGCAGAGCUAGAACCUGCAGCCAUUUCUGGUCAAUGGUACAGACUGACCUCUCCUGCCACUCCCCUGCACCUCCCCAGCCUCUGGGGGGGGGGGGGGUCUCCAGCUCCACCCUCUGAGGAGGCAGGGGCCAUGCU